AUGUUCUCUUACAAGCUCCUCUCCGCUGCUCUCGUGGGCGUCUUUGCUGCUUCGGCAGUCAGCGCUUCGCCAGCCAAUAGAGCUCCUUUGGUACAGAGGGACGUUGCAAACUGCGAGCAGUACGCCAACGCCGCACUCGGCCUGCGUCCUCGCGGCGCUGGCGGAUCCACGCCCGUCAUCUGGGCUGGUAUCGUGCCUGGAGUCAAGCACGCCGGUCCAGAUGGCCAACAGUCCUCGCUGAUCGUCACGCUGGACGAUAAUGGGCAACCUCUGAAGCCGCAGCAAUUCAUCUUUUACAACUGCACCGACGUUUCGCGUCCUCCUCCAGCCGACUACAAGCCUCCCACUUCGGGACGUCCAGUGACCGGCUACGGAUUGGUUCGUCCAGCCGGAGCAACGCAGCACUGUUUGUCGCUGGAGAGCACGAACAAUGCUCCAGGCACGCACAACAGCGUGCUGGAUGCAUACUGCACCACCGAAACGGCAGAAAAUCUCUGGUUCUACAACACCAUCGCUGCUAGCGAUGCUAGAAUGUUCCUCGAAACGUCCCUCACCACAGACGUCGUCAUCAGCCAGACCAAGCACAAGGAGCUGCAGUUCAUCGCUACGAACCAGAGGUCCGACGAUGCCACCCAAUACUACGACCUCAUCCUCUCCAACCCAAAGAAUCCCUCUCGCCCUCCCCCUUGA
Ceraceosorus guamensis is the source of this 690-nucleotide messenger RNA. RefSeq lists its product as hypothetical. Bases 1 to 690 code for a protein of 229 amino acids. NCBI's taxonomy places the organism in Eukaryota, Fungi, Basidiomycota, Exobasidiomycetes, Ceraceosorales, Ceraceosoraceae. The record is from RefSeq and is a predicted model, not a curated record. The transcript has 2 exons.